Messenger RNA from Indicator indicator, 915 nucleotides. RefSeq names its product caspase 6 (gene CASP6). Lineage: Eukaryota; Metazoa; Chordata; Aves; Piciformes; Indicatoridae. The record is from RefSeq and is a predicted model, not a curated record. Bases 1 to 915 code for a protein of 304 amino acids. Gene Ontology annotation, cellular component: cytoplasm. The transcript is spliced from 9 exons. Gene Ontology annotation, biological process: apoptotic process; proteolysis.
AUGUCGGGCUCGGAGCGGCGGAGGCCGGCAGGCCAGGUCCAACUGGAUGGCCGACCACCGUUAACCACCACAGAUGGAAAUGAAAACAUCACAGAAGUAGAUGCACUUGAUGUAAGUAGGCAAACACUGGAUCCUGAAGUGCAAUACAAAAUGAACCACCAAAGAAGGGGAAUUGCCUUAAUCUUCAAUCAUGAACACUUUUUUUGGCAUCUAAGGCUGCCAGACAGACGUGGGACUCUUGCAGACAGAAAUAAUCUGAAACGCAGUUUGACAGACCUUGGAUUUGAAGUCAGACUUUUUGAUGAUCUGAAAGCAGAAGAUGUGCUUCAGGAAAUUUAUAAAGCUUCUAAGGAUGACCACAGGAAUGCUGACUGCUUGCUUUGUGUGUUCCUGAGUCAUGGUGAGAAUGAUUAUGUUUAUGCCUAUGAUGCCCAAAUCAAAAUUGAGACAAUCACAGACAUGUUCAGAGGAGACAAGUGCCAGAGUCUGGUAGGAAAACCAAAGAUAUUUAUCAUCCAGGCUUGCCGAGGCGACAAGCACGAUGACCCAGUUAUUGCCCAGGAUUCAACAGACAGUAGCACUGAGUCCGUUGUCAAUGAGACUGAAGUGGAUGCAGCUGGUGUCUAUACCCUGCCUGCUGGUGCAGAUUUUAUCAUGUGCUACUCUGUGGCACAAGGUUACUACUCUCAUCGUGAAACUGUGAAUGGCUCCUGGUACAUUCAAGAUCUGUGUGAGGCGCUUAGGAAGCAUGGCUCAUCCUUGGAGUUCACAGAGCUGCUCACUGUUGUGAACAGGAAAGUAUCUCAUCGCAGAGUGGAUGUGUGCAGAGACAUCAAUGCUGUAGGAAAAAAGCAGAUUCCUUGUUUUGCCUCAAUGUUAACUAAAAAAUUGUAUUUUCAUCCAAAAUCUAAGUAG